Molecule: messenger RNA, 3446 nt
Organism: Homalodisca vitripennis (glassy-winged sharpshooter)
Lineage: Eukaryota; Metazoa; Arthropoda; Insecta; Hemiptera; Cicadellidae
Gene: mas
Product: protein masquerade
Exons: 9
Coding region: 27-2156 (709 amino acids)
Biological process (GO): proteolysis
Molecular function (GO): serine-type endopeptidase activity
Source: RefSeq, a predicted model, not a curated record
AGUGCGGCGGACAAGACGGAAGUGUGAUGAAGACUUGGGCGAGGAUAUGGAUGUCCCUAGCGGUGUCGGCGGCGGUCCUGCGGCUCGGGGUCAGUCAGGACGGCGAGUCCUUGGCUACCAGCUUCUUGUCAGGUUUGCUGGACACAAUUACGAGCACAGCUGACAGCAAAGACUGCCCUGGUGUCUGUGUACACACGCUUGCCACGCUGAUAUGUUACGAGGUGCUGGAAGAUGUGGCAUGUCCCUCGCCCUCCAUGAGGUGCUGUAUAGAGUCACCUCCUACCAACACCACAAGUUCGCCACAGACGACCCGGCCCCCACCACCACCUCAGUCCAGCGUACCACCACCUCCUGCCUCCACAGUCAAACCAAUAAAAAAACCACAGACUCCUGAUCCUGGGUCUACGAAACCAGAAGCAGCUCCUUUAACUAAAGAUAAGGACGAUCCAGGUAAAAACUACACUGCGUGCCCGGGUGUGUGCGUGGCUGAGAGAAUAGCUGACUACUGUGAGGCAGUCCUGGAUGUGGCAUCGCUCUGCAAGCAAGGAUUGAGGUGUUGUGUUUCACGGGACAGCUACGGGGAGGAUACGCCUCCCAACCUAGUCAUCAUGGAUCGCAACAGCAGUCACAGUGAAACAAAGGUGGCAACAACGACAACGACACCAGCACCUGCCUCUAGGCCCCCACCAGCAAUGCGGCCCUGUCGAGGCGAGUGUGUCAGUGGGCUCUUUGCCCUUUUCUGCGAUGACAUAGACACUCAGGCACACUGCCCUGGUGAUGACAGUUGCUGCAUCACAAACCCUACUGCUCCUGCCUCGGAGCCACCCCCUCGUCCCCGUCCAGCCACAACUCCCCCACCACCUCCUACCACCACGCAGAGACCUACUCCCUCCACCCCUGCUCUCCCCAAGUGUCCAGGUUUUUGCCUGCUCAACAUCAUGGCUGCCUUCUGUGAAAGACCGAGUGUGCUAAUACCUCACACGUGGAACUGCAAGCGAGGCUCUGUCUGUUGUGACAAUACCAGACAAGCCACCACCGCCAGACCCAGACCUACCACCACCACAACUACUACCACACCUCCACCACCAGAUGACAGACCUGACUGCCCCGGCUCCUGUAUAGUAUCUUACCUCUCGUUCACAUGUUUCAGGAACGCAGAGAUGACCGAGUUAUUCAAGUGCCGUAAGUCCGGGACACAGUGUUGUGCACCCAAAUCUAUGAUUCGAGAACUGAUAGAACAGAAGAAUGGAGGAGGAGGCAUCAGUUCUUCAGCGUCCAGGAACGACAGCAUCGCAGCCCAGUACCAGCCUCAGUACUCUGUGCAGCAUACUCAAGUGUCUGGCACAACGAGUACCGUGAGGCCGCCAGUGUACAGCAAGUACGUGUGUGGCGUGAAGGGUACAGCACGAGGAGGCCGUGUGGUGGGAGGAGAGGACGCAGACCCUGCUGAGUGGUGUUGGCAAGUGGCACUCAUAAACUCACUCAACCAGUAUCUCUGUGGGGGUGCACUUAUUGGUACUCAGUGGGUGCUGACCGCAGCUCAUUGUGUCACCAACAUAGUCAGGUCAGGAGAUGCCAUAUAUGUGCGAGUGGGCGAUCAUGACCUGACACGCAAGUAUGGCAGUCCAGGAGCACAGACAUUGCGUGUUGCCACAACAUACAUCCACCACAACCACAACAGCCAGACACUGGACAAUGACAUUGCACUCCUCAAGCUGCAUGGCCAGGCUGAGCUGCGUGACGGUGUGUGUCUUGUGUGUCUGCCAGCACGUGGAGUCAGUCAGACAGCUGGUAAACGCUGUACAGUCACUGGCUACGGUUACAUGGGAGAAGCUGGACCUAUACCGCUGAGAGUCAGAGAAGCUGAAAUACCCAUUGUGAGUGAUGCCGAGUGCAUUCGAAAAAUCAAUGCUGUAACGGAAAAAAUAUUCAUCCUCCCAGCAAGCAGUUUCUGUGCAGGUGGAGAGGAAGGGAACGAUGCUUGUCAGGGAGACGGUGGAGGCCCACUGGUGUGCCAAGACGACGGGUUCUAUGAGUUGGCAGGACUGGUGUCGUGGGGGUUCGGGUGUGGCCGGGUCGAUGUGCCAGGCGUAUACGUCAAGGUGUCAUCAUUCAUCGGCUGGAUCAACCAGAUAAUCAGUGUCAACAACCUGUGAGACAAUGCGACAGAGACACUACAUCACAAAGGUCCAUUCUCAUGACAACCACCAAGUUUGUUCAGUGAUAAAUCUGCUUUGACUGCAAGAAAAUUGAGAACACGAUUCUCAUCUCACUAAGGUUACAAAAAAUCCCUGAGAUAAUUCAUCUUGGUCCAAAUUUUUUAAGAGAUAAUCAUCAAACAGGAACAAUAAAUAAGGUUUUGAUUUGUCAAUGAAGAUUUUACAUUUAGAGGUAUGGUUGCUAUGGAUCCAAAUGAAACAAUUUUUGAAUAGACAUAUUUUUUUAACUCUUGAUCCUCAUUUCACAUACAAAGGAUUGAAGAAAGAAUGAUAUGCUUCUUAGAGUGAAGAAUUUGUUUGACUUGAGACUGAUAGUGUAAAAAGAGGCAACAUUAGUAUUGUUCUAACAUCACAAUGAUAUUUGGGUUGUUUAAUUUGAACGUAAAUGAAUCUUAUGAGCUUAAAUCCCUAGUCCAAGAUAGAUUUUAGUCUCAAAAUACAGAAUUCAACAAAGAACAAAAUAUAGGUUAGUUAAAUUGAUUAAAGUAUUUAUUUAUUUUUUAAGUAUACAUUCUUCCAAAUAAAUUCUAAAGCAAUAUUAAUUGACUGUGUCUAAAUUACAAAACAACAGUAAAUAAUGUUUUAUAAUGUCUACAACCAUCAAAGCAUUUCAUAAUUUUCAGUAGAAACCAAAAAUGUUCUGGUUACAAUAAUGAACGGCUAUGUAACUCAAAUUUCUGUAAUAACUAUUUUAUUUAUAAUUUUUACUGUUCUAUUAUAACAUUUUCAUGAAAUAAAUCUGUGGGAGUGUACGUCUUCAGAUUUGAUGCAUGUAUUCAUUGUCAUGAUUAUAAAAUGCAUUACUUAAUACAAAUUAUUUAUUUGUAAAAAAAUAAAUUAAGUCUAUUGUGAUUGCAUGAUUGAAACUAUUUCCCCUGCCCAUGGGAAAAUUUCUGAACAACAGGAUUGACUGAUCAUAUUAAAAAUAACAGACAAAACUUUUAAAAUUGUUUGGAUUUUUUUAGUGCUCCUUUAUUUUUGAAAAAUUAAUAUUCUUCAGAUCAUGUAACAAUAUUUUCUGGGUCUGUUAAAUUUCUGUUUUAUCAUAAUAAUUACCCUGAUAGGAUACUAUUUUUAUGUUUUUGGCACUCACAUGACAGAUACAGACAUUCCAUCAUGUAAAGGUGUUUCACGUUUCAAUGAUAUACUGCAAUGUACAAAUAAUAAAUUCCAUGUCUUUGUAUAUCGUAAUUUAUUUAAUAUUUAUUGAUCUGUAUAUAUUUCAUA